AUGCGAGCGACAGGAGAAGGAGGAGAUGAAUUAACAGAAAGAGAAGAAUUGCUGGAAGAACUGAUGCAAAUUGAAGAGGAAACAGACUUACAUAUGGAAGAAGAGAAUAUAGCAAGGAAGGAAGUGAUUGAAAUGGAGAAAGCGAAAGGAACGGAAAUGCGAGAGCGGGCAAUGGAGUGUUUUGGGGAGUCAAGAAAGAGGUUGGCCGAGCAAUUGGGGAAGGAGAAAGGGGCAAAGAGGAGAACAUCAGGAGAGGUAUUUGAGUGGUUAGGCAAGAGGAUGGGACUGGAAACAGAAAAUAAGGAAAAAGAGCGAAUGGAAAGAAAAGAGGAAAGAAAAUUUCAACGUGAGCAAAUACAGCAGCAGCAGGAUCAGCAACAGCAGCAGUUUGCAAUGCUACUAUG
Molecule: messenger RNA, 404 nt
Organism: Paramuricea clavata
Lineage: Eukaryota; Metazoa; Cnidaria; Anthozoa; Malacalcyonacea; Plexauridae
Source: the annotation of a GenBank genome assembly